AUGCUGCGCCUCUCGGAGCGGAACAUGAAGGUGCUAUUCGUCGCCGCCCUGGUUGUGGGCUCCGUCUUCUUCCUGUUGUUGCCUGGACCGUCCGCGGCCGAUGAGAAGAAGAAGGGGCCCAAAGUCACUGUUAAGGUGUACUUUGACCUGAGAAUUGGAGAUGAAGAUAUAGGCCGGGUGGUCAUCGGUCUCUUUGGAAAGACCGUCCCAAAAACAGUGGAUAAUUUUGUGGCCUUGGCUACAGGAGAGAAAGGAUUUGGCUACAAAGACAGCAAAUUCCAUCGUGUGAUCAAGGACUUCAUGAUCCAGGGUGGAGACUUCACGCGGGGAGAUGGUACUGGAGGUAAGAGCAUUUACGGUGAACGCUUCCCCGAUGAGAACUUCAAGCUUAAACACUAUGGCCCUGGCUGGGUGAGCAUGGCCAAUGCAGGCAAAGACACCAACGGCUCUCAGUUCUUCAUCACGACAGUCAAGACUGCCUGGCUAGAUGGCAAGCACGUAGUGUUCGGCAAAGUUCUAGAGGGCAUGGAUGUAGUACGGAAGGUGGAAAGCACCAAGACCGAUGGGCGGGACAAGCCUCUGAAGGAUGUGACGAUCGCAGACUGCGGCAAGAUCGAGGUGGAGAAGCCCUUUGCCAUUGCCAAGGAAUAG
Rangifer tarandus platyrhynchus (Svalbard reindeer) is the source of this 651-nucleotide messenger RNA. The record is from the annotation of a GenBank genome assembly. NCBI's taxonomy places the organism in Eukaryota, Metazoa, Chordata, Mammalia, Artiodactyla, Cervidae.